AUGGCUCGCUCGCAACUCCAAUCACUUUUACUCCAGCGCGUGCCCUCCAAGAGGAUCGUUGCAGGAAAAGUCCUGGGCAUGAUCCAGAACAACGAACAGGUCACAGUCCGCUGUUCAGACGGAAAGACCUACGAAGGCGACAUCCUUAUCGCCGCCGACGGAGCCUUUAGUAACAUUCGACACUCCCUCUACUGGACCCUGGACGAAAAGAAGCAGCUCCCUAAAGCCGAUGCGACUCCAAUGUCAGUCGACCUUCACAUCAUCUCUGGCUGCACAAAACCGCUGGACCCUGCAAAGUACCCGGUCCUCCUGGAUGCAAUGAGCGAGAUCCAGUCAGUGCAACUACCUGACAAACCGUACGCGAUCUGGUUUAUGCCCCUUCUAGACAACAGGAUUGCAUGGGAUAUCACAAAGGAAGUCACCAGAACGGCUAUCCGCCAGGGCGAAGCAUCCAAAGUCUACCAAUGGCGACCGGAAGACGUCGAAGAAACACUAAAGACUGUGCGCAAUUUUGACUGCCCAUACGGAGGACAAAUCGGAGACCUCCUGGAUACCACACCGGUCGAGAAUAUGCACAUGCACAUGUCCGAGGAGAGAUUCUGCGAGACAUGGUCUGGAGCCUGUCACAAGGGUUUCUACCAUCCUGUCAGUGAAGCCAUGGUUGAUGCAGUUACACUGGUCAACUUGCUCUCGAAUUUACAGUCAGAUUCAAUGGAUAGUUUAACGACAGUUUUCAAGGAAUACAAAGAGAGACGCGCACCCACGGCUAGAGCUGUGGUGGAGCAUAGCACGCUCUUGCGCCAAGUGUUUACAGGAAAGGGACGCGCCGCAUCGCUGAAGAGAAAUGUUGUGUUCAACUAUAUGCCCGAGAAGGUCAUCGCGGAGUUCAUGGACGCCGAGUACUCGGUCAGCGUUUUCGAUGCCGUCGGCGGUCGAGCUGUGGAGGAGUCCCACCCAGUCCAAAAAGAAGAUGAUGCGGACGUGCUUGUGUCGAUUGUGGAUCCACCAACGACCAUCGCGGCAGCAGCGGCUACAGCGGUGGGGACGGCAAUCUCGGUUGAUGCAGAGGUGGCGGCUUGGUCGGCCGUUGCCGCGGCCAAAGAGAAGGAACCUGUUGGCACAAAGAAACAGGAGGAGGAGGAGGACGAAAGUGAUGAAGAGAAGAAGGAUAUGGAAAUAUUUGACGAUUCAUCGGAUGAUGAGGGCGAGUUUGUGAAUUGCAGCCAGACGUUGGAUGAUGACCUCCUUGAGUCAGAGACCCCACUCGCCGUUGUUGCUUAG
Molecule: messenger RNA, 1281 nt
Organism: Linnemannia hyalina
Lineage: Eukaryota; Fungi; Mortierellomycota; Mortierellomycetes; Mortierellales; Mortierellaceae
Source: the annotation of a GenBank genome assembly